Messenger RNA from Dama dama (fallow deer), 4915 nucleotides. RefSeq names its product heterogeneous nuclear ribonucleoprotein U like 2 (gene HNRNPUL2). The coding region runs from base 24 to 2273 and encodes 749 amino acids. NCBI's taxonomy places the organism in Eukaryota, Metazoa, Chordata, Mammalia, Artiodactyla, Cervidae. The transcript has 14 exons. Gene Ontology annotation, cellular component: membrane. Gene Ontology annotation, molecular function: protein binding. The record is from RefSeq and is a predicted model, not a curated record.
GGGAGGCGGAGGAGGCGGCGGCGAUGGAGGUGAAGCGGCUGAAAGUGACCGAGCUGCGGUCGGAGCUGCAGCGGCGCGGCUUGGACUCGCGCGGCCUCAAGGUGGAUCUGGCGCAGCGGUUGCAGGAGGCGCUGGACGCUGAGAUGCUCGAGGACGAGGCCGGCGGUGGCGGGGCCGGGCCCGGCGGGGCCUGCAAGGCGGAGCCUCGGCCUGUGGCCGCGUCGGGCGGCGGCCCGGGCGGGGACGAGGAGGAGGACGAAGAGGAGGAGGAGGAGGACGAGGAGGCGCUGCUUGAGGACGAGGACGAAGAGCCACCCCCUGCCCAGGCCUCGGUCCAGGCCGCGCAGCCGCCGCCGGAGCCCCCGGAGGCGGCAGCCGUGGAGGCCGAGGCGGAGCCCGAUGCUUCCGAGAAAGCGGCGGAGGAGGCCACAGCCGAGUCAGGUGGGGUAAACGGUGGCGAAGAGCAGGGCACCGGUAAGGGGGAGGAAGAUGAACCGGAGGAGCGGAGCGGAGACGAGACGCCGGGAUCCGAGGCGCCGGGUGACAAGGCCGCAGAGGAACAGGGAGAUGACCAAGAUAGUGAAAAAUCAAAACCAGCAGGCUCAGAUGGUGAGCGGCGGGGGGUAAAGAGACAGCGGGAUGAGAAGGAUGAACAUGGCCGAGCUUACUAUGAAUUCCGAGAGGAGGCCUACCACAGCCGCUCAAAGUCUCCGCCACCCCCAGAAGAAGAGGUGAAAGAUGAGGAAGAGGAUCACACUCUUGUGAACCUGGACACGUAUACCUCCGAUCUCCAUUUUCAAGUCAGCAAAGACCGCUAUGGAGGGCAGCCACUUUUCUCAGAGAAGUUCCCCACUCUUUGGUCUGGGGCCAGAAGUACUUAUGGAGUGACAAAGGGGAAAGUCUGCUUUGAGGCCAAGGUAACCCAGAAUCUCCCAAUGAAAGAAGGCUGCACAGAGGUUUCUCUCCUUCGAGUUGGAUGGUCUGUUGAUUUUUCCCAUCCACAGCUUGGUGAGGAUGAAUUCUCUUAUGGUUUCGAUGGACGAGGACUCAAGGCAGAGAAUGGGCAAUUUGAGGAAUUCGGCCAGACUUUUGGGGAGAAUGAUGUCAUUGGCUGCUUUGCUAAUUUUGAAGCUGAAGAAGUAGAACUUUCCUUUUCCAAGAAUGGAGAAGACCUCGGUGUGGCAUUCCGUAUCAGCAAGGAAUCCCUAGCAGAUCGGGCCCUCCUACCCCACGUCCUCUGCAAAAAUUGUGUUGUAGAAUUAAAUUUUGGUCAGAAGGAGGAGCCCUUCUUCCCACCACCAGAAGAGUUUGUGUUCAUCCAUGCAGUGCCUGUUGAGGAGCGCGUGCGCACUGCAGUCCCUCCCAAGACCAUAGAGGAGUGUGAGGUGAUUCUGAUGGUGGGACUCCCUGGAUCUGGAAAGACCCAGUGGGCCCUGAAAUAUGCAAAAGAAAACCCUGAGAAAAGAUACAAUGUCCUGGGAGCUGAGACUGUGCUCAAUCAAAUGAGGAUGAAGGGGCUCGAGGAGCCAGAGAUGGAUCCCAAAAGCCGAGACCUUUUAGUUCAGCAAGCCUCCCAGUGCCUUAGUAAGCUGGUCCAGAUUGCUUCCCGGACAAAGAGGAACUUCAUUCUUGAUCAGUGUAAUGUGUACAACUCUGGCCAACGGCGGAAGCUGUUACUGUUUAAGACUUUCUCCCGGAAAGUGGUGGUGGUUGUCCCUAAUGAGGAGGACUGGAAGAAGAGGCUGGAGCUGAGGAAGGAAGUGGAGGGAGAUGAUGUGCCUGAGUCUAUAAUGCUGGAGAUGAAAGCCAACUUCUCUCUGCCUGAAAAAUGCGACUAUAUGGAUGAGGUGACAUAUGGGGAGCUGGAGAAGGAGGAGGCUCAGCCCAUUGUCACUAAAUACAAGGAGGAGGCAAGGAAGCUGCUGCCCCCCUCUGAGAAGCGGACAAACCGCCGGAACAAUCGAAACAAGCGUAACCGGCAGAACCGAAGCCGAGGCCAAGGCUACGUGGGCGGGCAGCGCCGAGGCUACGACAACCGGGCCUACGGGCAGCAGUGCUGGGGGCAGUCUGGAAACAGAGGGGGUUACCGUAACUUCUACGAUCGAUACAGGGGAGACUACGAUCGAUUCUAUGGUCGAGAUUAUGAGUACAACAGAUACAGAGACUAUUACAGACAGCAGUAUAAUCGGGAGUGGCCGAGUUACUACUACCACCAUCCCCAGGACAGAGACCGAUACUACAGGAACUACUACGGUUACCAAGGGUAUCGGUGAAGCCCCUGCCACUGUCGCCUGUCAGCCACGAAGCUGAAUCCCCGGGGGUGCCAAGCACCCCCCAAAACACAACCAAGGAAAACAGGGGCUGUCGGGGUGGGGCUGAGCUGCCGGGGAGGGGCGGUGGGGGGAGGGUGCGCAAGCAGGGGUGGGGGCGGGGGGAGGUGGAAACAAACAACAAAACUGUACAUUUUUUUUAAAGUUUGUUGAAAAGAAUAUUGUCUUAUUCUAUAAAACAUUUCAAACCUAGUUAGAUAUUUGUAAUCAAAAAAAAAAAAAACAUUUGCUCAGAAAGCAGCACUUAGGGCUGCCUGUCCUAUAUACCCUGCAGUCGGACAGGAAAAGAACUGAAAAUGUCACCCUUCUGACAUUCUAAGGCAGCUGGACUGGCAGCCGAGUAAGGGAGAGUGAUGGUGAGGUGAUGCGGAGAGGGUGGGAAGCAUUCAAGGGUGCCUACUCUCCACAGCAGGCAGGAGCGGGGCAGAGGGCGAGCUUGUGACUGGGGCAGUGAAAAUAAACGAUUGGCUCUUAUCAAUCACUUGCACCAACUAACCGUUUGUAUUUUCUUUACCGACCUUUCCCUCUCGGGAUAUCUGGUCCGGUGGGCUGGGAGGCCAUAGUGUCCCUAUCUCCACGUGCCCGUGCCUUUGUGCUGUUUGGCCAAGGCAUGGCAGCUACCAAUUGGGUGGUUCUAUUAUAUAGGAUCCCCAGGCCAAGGAGGCAUGGGGACUGUUGGUGACUGGAGAGUAGACUAGUUUGUAGCCUCUCUGUACCCGUUUAUGGAUUUCCAUAAGAUCUGGGAGAAGAGUUGGGAUUGCAGCCCUCAGUCUGAAGAUGGUGAUCUGCCGGUCUCUGCUCUCUUGUCUUCCAAGGCUGAGACAGGCGGGAAGUCUCUGAAAUCAUCUCUGUUAGAGAAUCUGUCCUCUUCUGGUUCUAGAGAAGGAACGUUUCUCAGGGUUUCAGCUCACACAGAAACGAAGCAGGAUUCUUUUCACUGCAGCAGGAUAUGUAUAUAGGUGAAUCCUGUGGUGUUGGGCUACUGGGCCCAGGUGCUGAGAAUAGCGACUAUUUUAUACAGUGUGGAGGGCCAGGGCCCUGCUGGCUUUUUUGAUACACAGGUAGAGAGUGACUAGAAAAGGGGAGGGUGGGGGGGUGGGAGGCAGCUCAGUAGGGCUGCCGGAACUUGAGAAGAGCGUGAAUGUGAGCGUGUGCAUGCACAGGAGCACCCCUUCCUGACUUGUGGCAACAGGAUUCCUCCUGGGGCAUCUUCCCUGCGUGGCCCAGAGGCAUCUAGCCAAGAGACUUCAGUUGGGAUGCUAACUUUACUGACACCCUCCUAGUUCUUGACAGACAGCUUCAGGUCGCUGGUUCAAGACUAUGGGUGGGAUGUAGGAAUGCUCUUUGAAUACUGAGCUUCAGUUUUCAUUCACCUUCCUGCUCAGCAUUGUGUCAGCCAAGAGCUUACUCAGCAAACACCUCACAUUGCUGCACUUCCUGGCGAGGGGAGUCCCAGGUUGUGCUACUAGAAAACACUUCACUUCCACUUCCUUACCUGGGCAGUCCUCUGUUGAAAAUUUUGUGCUGAGAUUUGAUCUCCCUCUCCCUCUCCCACGGUUACUGCCGUGCCCAGGAGGGUGCACAGGCCCUGGUUCUGGCCCUCUAGUCACCUGUCUAGGACACCCCUCUGCUCCACCUGGACCUCUGACCCAGAGGCUGGAAUGGGGUGCUGGUAGGCAAUAUGUUUGCUUGCUCACAGUGACGUCCUCUCUUUCUCCGGACACCUGCUUCUGUGGGUUUGUGUGUGGCAGUGGGUGAAGUGAUUGCCUGAAGUUGUCUGCAACCCACUUUUUAUUACCAUUAAGGGGAGUGUUUGAGAAAGCUUUAGUGCUUAUAGUGUCAGGGCAAGGAGAUAAAAACUGGAGCCCAAAGAGAUUCCCCUUAGGGCAAGAUUAUAAUAGAAAAUUGACUCCGAGGCAGAAACUGCCAGCUCUAUUCAAAUGUUUAGUCCUGCAGCAAAUAGCAUCUUUUUAUAGUCUACAACACGGUUUGGGGAUGCUAGGCCCUCAGGGCGGGGAGGGGGAAGGACAGAAUUUAAGCCGCUUUGGGUUUUUUUGGGGGGCGGGGGGUACUUGCUGUUCACUUUUGACACUGGAAAGUCAUCUUUUCAUAAAAAGCUCUUUCUAGGUGGGUGGAGAGGGAAACUGCCACGUCCUUGUCGGUUUAGUCCAAGAGAUCACUCGCAACAACAGUAGAUGUCUGGGUUUUGUUUGUGUCUGUCUUUUUAUUAUGGAAAAAAAAAACAAUGUUAAGGGGGGAAAUGUGGAUUAACAGGAGGGAUCCCUAGCCUUGUUUUCCUUAGAAGACUUGUUUAGUGUUUUAUCAGACGUCUGUUGUAGUUGUUGUAGGUGGAAAAGCUUGUGAGAAAAACAACCACCACAUGGAGCCUGUAAAUGUUUUUGCACAACCUGUAAAGCAUUCUUGGAAGUGGCCAGUAAAAAAAGGGUUUUACCGUUUUAAAAAAAUGUAACUGUGUCAUUGUUUACAUCUGUAACUUUUUCCUCCCCUGUUCUCAUUACAACAUUCUGGCAAAAAUGUAGGCACGGUAGCUACCAGUUUUAGAAUAAAUAACCAUUUGGAUUGAA